AUGCCUUUCGUGGCCUUGUCUUAUGUUUGGGGCCAGACGGCGCACCUUACCCCGAGCCUUGAAUCGAAGCCCAUUGAGGAUUAUGCACCGUCCAUACGAGACGCUGCUGAGCUCGCCAAAUCCAUGGAUAUUGCGUGGCUGUGGGUGGACCGCACGUGUAUUAAUCAAGGCGACGAAGCAGAGAAGACAUUCCUGAUACCGUAUAUCAAGGACAUUUUUGCCGCUGCGCAGCUAACCAUCAUAUCAGCUGCAGGAGAUGGAGCCCACAAUGGACUUCCGGGAACAAAGGAGACCCCGCGGGAGAAAGAAAGCAUGGUAGAAGUGAUGAAUGGACAUGAGAAAUUCAGCUUACUUCCUUGCCAGCCUAGCUUCAAUGCAUUGUAUGAACCUUGUGUUUGGCGUAAGAGAGGCUGGACCUUCGAGGAGCAAGUCUUUUCCAGUCGUGUUCUCUACAUUUUCCCGACUGAAAUGAUAUUCAGCUGCUGCAAGGGAACAUUUAGGGAGUCUUCACGACUGCACUUCUCCUCUGGCGCUGCGGGCUUUGGAUGGGGUGACAAUGGAGCAACUCCACCCAUCGUUGCAGCCGAGAUAAAUGCCAAACUUCACUCUGCGCUCCCAGGUUCUGGCUACUCCUUAUCUGCAACAGACUUUGUACGAGCGGUGGAAGAGUACACAUCAAGGAGCCUUACAGUUGAGGAGGAUAGAGUCGUUGCAUUUGCUGGUUUAAUAACCAUAUCCGCUGGCAAUCAUCCUGGCAACCAGUUCCCAGAGAGAGCACUACUCAAACAUGGACACCCGCCUCAGUUCUUUGAAACGGCAUUGACUUGGCAGCACGAGGAGGACUUUCAAAAGCGACAGCCACGCAAUGAGAAGCCAUUCGUACCGAGCUGGAGCUGGGCAUCCGCGGGUACCAAGAUUCGUUUCCUUGACAAUGGAGACGAGAAUGGCCGAAGCUGCUUCUUCAACUUCACUUGCCUAAACGGACAUGAUGUUCUGGCAGUACCUGGGCAGUCUUUCUUCGUACCUAGGAGAUUUGCGUUGGCUGAGCCCCUGGACAUUCUCCAAUCUCAGCCUUGGAUGAGAAACCGCAGCGUUCCUCUCAGCUGCCACGAAGCAGCUAAUCCUCUUCCACACCUGCCUUCCCUCCAUAUGGUAACUGUCAUUUUUUAUGGUAGUUUUGUGCGCCAGGACAAAGAUGUGCACAGCCUUGCCUGUCUAGAUGGAAGCCAUGACCAGGAUGCACGACUCCAAGGAAGGUGGUCAGUAGAUAUCGACAAUCGAACUGAGACUGGUGUACCAGCAAGAAUGCUAUUCGCUAUCGUCGCUGGCAAAUUGAACAUAUUUGUCAUGGCGCUUCAGCCUACCUCGGAAGAAAACGUAUACACGCGUUACGGACUUUUUCCUGUGUCAGUUUCCAGUCAUCGCACACUGUUCGCCAUCAUGAGAGGAGGAAAUCUACGUUGGCAGUAUGUCUCGAUUGUAUAG
Molecule: messenger RNA, 1485 nt
Organism: Clonostachys byssicola
Lineage: Eukaryota; Fungi; Ascomycota; Sordariomycetes; Hypocreales; Bionectriaceae
Source: the annotation of a GenBank genome assembly